Gambusia affinis (western mosquitofish) is the source of this 2573-nucleotide messenger RNA. RefSeq names its product splicing factor U2AF 35 kDa subunit. The record is from RefSeq and is a predicted model, not a curated record. NCBI's taxonomy places the organism in Eukaryota, Metazoa, Chordata, Actinopteri, Cyprinodontiformes, Poeciliidae. Gene Ontology annotation, molecular function: pre-mRNA 3'-splice site binding; metal ion binding. The transcript has 6 exons. Gene Ontology annotation, cellular component: U2AF complex; spliceosomal complex. Bases 1916 to 2383 code for a protein of 155 amino acids. Gene Ontology annotation, biological process: mRNA splicing, via spliceosome.
GUUUUUCUUAAACCUGAGGUUCUUCUCUUGUCCUGUUAGCUAGCUAACCCCUAAGCCAUUCAGUGGCUUAAAGUAUACCAGUAUGUGUCUGUGAGACUUUCAUGUGACUCAGCGAUAUGAACAAAUGCCAACUAGGAUGUAAAAGCAAACAGCACUUCCAGGUUGAGCUGAUUAGCUUGGAAUACGUAGAAACAUGAGGUGGGGCUGUGUGCCGUAAACAGAAACAGACCGCCUCACACAGGUAGGUGUGUUAAAUAUUAAUAUGAAAAUAAAUCGGCCCUAAAAUACAUAUUUAAACAAUCAGUCUUGAGGUGAAUGGAAAUAGUAAAUGUUCUGAUUAAUACCAAAGUACUGUCAGCAUGUAGGUAAAAUUCUUCACAAAUUAGAGUGGCAAAUACGUUGGUUUUUUGUGUUUUAAAGGAUAAUGCAUAUAAAAAAAACCCCCCUCUUGAUCAUUGAAGGCAGCCACCAACUAACUGAUAAAUAAAGUUUAAAAAAAAAUUGCCUCCCAUAUUAGUUUAGCUAAUAUGCAAACUGAGCUUUUUUUUUUUUUUUAAACAUACAGUUACUGAGGGAAACUGUUAAACAACCAGUACGAGUGACUUUACUGCAAGACUUGGAGUUUGUUGUUGGAUUGCCAGUGUAGUCGGUAGGAGGAACCCACCGCCGUUCCCAGGCCUGGAAAUGUCUGCUCCCCCUCAGGCCUGAACACAAGCAGCAACACAUAAAGCUGCAGUCAUGUGGAAAAGAUAAGACACUUUAUUGAGUAUCCAGUUCUUGAUUACGUAAUAUUUAUUAUUGAUUUUAUCUGUGGAAAAUAUUUAAAAGAAUUAACCAGUUAAUGGACAUGCCAACAGUCUCCUUUUUUUGUAAAACCUAUAAACUUCUUAUAGAUUGUUAGAAAGCUUAGACUCUUAGGAUUUCAGUGAAAUAUGCCAAUCAAGGCUGUAAUCAACUGUUGACACAAUUUAGUUCGUCCACAACAAGUCUGCUGCUCAAAGCCUUCAGUUUUCUUCAGAUGCGUGUUUCUAACGUUUUCAUUGAUUUUUCUUAGCUUGCUUUUUUUUUUUUUUUUUUUUUUUUUAGCUCUUUUUGGAAAUCAUGCAAGAAAUAUAGCAAAUGUUUUAAUUUAAGAAAUAUUUUUCUUGCUGAGAGUCUUCACCCGGCGUAGUUGAACUUACUCCACCGGUCCGUAGCAUCACUCUAAGGAAGAUGGCUCCCCUCCUCACUUUAAUGUUUGAGAUGUUUCUUGCGUCUGUUAUCUUAAAACUGGACUUUGACUAGACCAGAGCUUGCUUUUUUUUUUUUUUUUUUUUUUGUAAUUUUAGCCUGUCUUUGAUGGAGUUCCUGGUAUGUUCAUCUUAAUCUUUUUUACUGCUAGUCCAAUAAUAAUAAUGGGUUCUAUGAUUGCUUUCCCAAACCAUGACACUUCCACUUCCGUACUUUAUAGCUGCCGUGAGGUUCUUUUGGUUUGAGUCAAGCAUCUGAAGAACAUCAUUCCAGACGUUCUGGUCUUUUUUUGCUCUCUCAACUCCAAUCACUGGUCUUUUCUUUUGUACCUGGUUCUGUCCCAGUCAGGCCAGUCAUUCUGGUUGCUUAACUGGUUUUUCUCAGUGAGACACUCUGUAUGUUUAAAAUGUUGCUUCAAACACAAAUGCUAAACAUCAGGAAAGCAAUUGCUAAAAUACUCUUGUUAAAUGCAGCCUGAUCUCUCAACCAAUCGCUCGACGCCGUUUUAGCGAAAACAUAUCUAAUAACGUUCUUUUCCCUCCCCAGCUUCGUAUUUGGUUGGAUUUUUAUCACAGAAGCUUAUGUUUUGUAUUUCAGACCAUUUCCCUCUUGAACAUUUACCUUCAUAACCUUCAAAACUGCCCAGUCCGCUGAUGGUUUCCACUGUGCCGUGAGCGAUGUGGAAAUGCAGGAACAUUACGACGAGUUCUUUGAGGAGGUGUUCACAGAGAUGGAGGAGAAGUAUGGAGAGGUGGAGGAGAUGAAUGUCUGUGAUAACCUCGGUGACCACCUUGUGGGCAACGUCUAUGUGAAGUUUCGUCGUGAGGAGGACGCAGAGAAAGCAGUCAUGGACCUGAACAACCGCUGGUUCAACGCCCAGCCCAUCCACGCAGAGCUGUCCCCGGUUACCGACUUCAGAGAAGCCUGCUGCCGCCAGUAUGAAAUGGGGGAAUGCACCCGAGGAGGAUUCUGCAACUUCAUGCAUCUGAAGCCCAUAUCACGGGAACUCCGCAGGGAGCUCUACGGCCGCCGCAGGAAAAAGCACCGCUCUCGCUCCCGCUCCCGAGAACGGCGCUCCCGCUCCAAAGAUCGACGGCGGGGCGAUCGCGAGAAGCGGAAGUCCAGGGACCGGGAGCGGUCCGGGAGGUUCUGAAAGAGGCCGAGACUGAUGCAUUGAAUCCCCUACUUCCUAACCCCAGCAAUGUUUUUGUUUGUUUGUUUUUUUUUUUUUUUUCUUUCUGUUUUUGUUUCUGUGAAUUGUUGAAAUUGUUAUGUUCUUUUAUUCACUUUUUUUAAAAGACAAGCUCGUGUCGCUUUCUCAAUAAAACAGAUUUGUAACUGCA